AUGGGCCUUCUCUCACUCGGAAGAAAAAGGCCUCCGACGGGGAAAAAGGUCGAUGAUGACGUGUCAGAUACCGAUUCGGUAUCAGCCCCAAGCCUCGCCACGACAGGCCCCGGUAGUUCCUCUCGCGACUCCUCCCCAGCCAAACCGUCCGCCGCGUCCGGAGACGCCAGCCGGACGGGAGUUAAGGACGUCCCUCGCCGGCCGGGUUCCGCCGCGGCGAAAGAAGCGCCACACACUGUGAACAUCCUUAAAAAGACGUACGAGAACGUGCAAGACUUCUACGUCAUGGGGAAGGAGUUAGGUCGCGGGCAAUACGGCGUGAUCCGGCUGUGCACGGAAAAAGCGACGGGGUUGUCGCUGGCGUGUAAGAGUAUCAAUAAGGCGAAGCUGGCGGGGACGCGCGAGGUGGAGGACGUGCAGAGGGAAGUGAAGGUGAUGGAGCUGCUUAAAGGCCAUCCUGCCGUGAUCGAGCUCCGCGCGACUUACGAAGACCAAAAGCGUGUGCACCUGAUAAUGGAGCUGCGCGAAGCUGACGACAAUGGCGGGCAGCGCGUACUACAUAGCGCCAGAGGUGCUGAACAACUGCUACGGGCUGGAGGCGGACAUGUGGAGCGUGGGGGUGCCAAGUUAACCACAAUGGCGGGCAGCGCGUAUUACAUAGCGCCUGAGGUGCUGAACAACUGCUACGGGCUGGAGGCGGACAUGUGGAGCGUGGGGGUCAUCCUCUACAUCCUGCUGUGCGGCCUGCCUCCGUUCUGGGCGGAGAAGGAGGAGGGCAUCUUCGCGGCCAUCAAGACGGGCAAGAUCGACGUGUUCACGGGCGUGUGGGAGGGCGUGUCGCAGGAUGCCAAAGACCUCGUGAUUAAGCUGCUGACCAGGGAUCCCUCCAAGCGGAUCACACCUGAGAAGGCAUUGGGCGUUGGGGAGGGCGUGUUCACAGGCCUUCGGGAGGGCGUGUUCACAGGCGUUUGGGAGGGCGUGUUCACAGGCGUUUUGGAGGGCGUGUUCACAGGCGUUUGGGAGGGCGUGUUCACAGGAGUUUGGGAGGGCGUGUUCACAGGCCUUUGGGAGGGCGUGUGGGAGUUCGUGUCGCAGGACGCCAAGUACCUUGUGAUUAAGCUCCUUACCCGGGAUCCGUCCAAGCGGAUCACACCAGACAAGGCAUUGGGUGAGUGGAGGGUGGUGGUGGGAGGAUGGGUUGUAGGAGAUGCGGAAUUACUACCUGAAGUGGAUGCAGGGCGUGUGGGAGGGUGUGAGGGAGGGAGGGUGUGUGUGUGGGAGGGAGGGCGUGUGGGAGGGAGAGUCCCACCGCUGGUGGAAGCAGCACGCGGGGGCAGCUCGUUUCCCCUCCUCCUCCCUCCUCUCUGGGAUCCAACUUUGAGUCAACUGAAGAUAAAAAUCCUGUAUUCCCCUCCUCUCCUCUUCCCCUCCUCUACCCCCCCUCCCCUCCCCAUCCCCUCUACCGCUCCCCUCUUCCCCUCCUCUACCCCCCCUUCCCCCCUCUCUCCCCCCUGUGCAGCCCACCGUUGGUUGAAGCAGCACGCGGGCGCAACCCGCUUCCCCUCCUCUGCCUCCCUCUCCGGAAUCCCCCCCAAGCCCGCCACUGCUGACGUCAUGGGCGCGUUCAGGCGCGACAGCAGCGUCAGCAGCAGCACAGGGGGGGGCGCGCGCCCGAGCUCCAGCAGCGGGGCGGGCGCAGGGGGAGGGGGAGGCGGAGGGGGGGCGCACCACCAUCAUCACGCAGGAGGGGGCGGGGUGGGGGGACUGGCGGGGGUUCUAGCAGGGGGAGACUCGUCCUUGCUUUCCAAAGCGAUUCUCUCCCUUAAGAAAGUUGGCAGUGGCAGCGGCGGCGGGGGCGGCGGGGGAGGAGGAGGAGGAGGAGGCGGGGAGGGAGCCCAUAGCGAUCUGCUAAUGCUUCUAGAAGCUCUGAAGAAAAAGGUGGGGGACGGGGGGGUGGCAGGAGCAGCAGGGGGAGCAGGACUCCCCCCUCCUAUAGUGCCUCGAUCGCGAAGCGUGGGCAUGAGUCGUAGUGGGUCGUUAUCAGGAGCUGAAUCCGAUGCUGACGGUGCUGCUGGGAAAGACAGACGGUCGGCGUCUGCCCGGCACGGCUCCGGAUUGGUCGGGGCAGACGACGAAACUUCCGAAGCUGCCCUGCAGGCGUUUCUCGCGGCUGCCCGGGAGGUGCUGAGGAAAGAUGGGGGGGAGGGAGGGGGGGGAGGUGCGGGAGGGGAGGAACGAUUGGCAAAACUUUUAGCUAAGCUCGAAGCAACGGGCGGUGGAGGAGGAGGGAGGGAGGAUCGACCGGGGUUACCUAGGGGCGGCAGCACGGGGGGGGGAGGGGCGGCAGGCCGGCCGAAGCUGCCGCCCUCCCGGAGCACAAGAGACGCAUCGGAUCAUGAGGGGGAUGACGACGGGCGGCGGAUCAGAAAAGAAGUCAAGCUUCCGUCGUCUGCUUCUGUGUCUGCUGCUGACGCUGGGUCGAAACUUUUACGGCACCGGUCGGAAAAUGUCGGGGCGAUUUUGACCAAGGGAGGGAAGCCCGGGCAGCCCGGAAAAUCUAUGGAGGAGAUUUUUGCGGAUAGGGAUAGGGAGAGGGAGAGGGAGAGGGAUGGGAAAGAGAAGGACGGGGAGGACACAUGGAAGAAAGGAGAGGAGGAGGAGCCGGUUCGGCCAAAGCGAACGUUGCGGCGCGGGCUUUCGUCUGCUAGUGUGUCUUUCGACCCGGAGGUUGAUGGUGGGGAGAAAGGAGGAGGAGAGGCGGGGGAGAAGGAGCGGGAGCGAGUCGGGAGGGAGAGCAGGGAGAGCCGCAGCGGAAGCAGCGCCAAGGGAAGGGACUUGGAGCGAUCUCCCUCACCUCCUCCCGCUUCCUCUGCUGCUGCUCCCGGUGCCGCCAGCGACGAAUCACAUGACGAGAAGGAGGGUGCUGGUGAGGAUGGUGGUGCGGGAGCAAAGGGGGGAGCAGCGGGGGCGAGGGGCAUGUCUCGGGUAUCGGAUAAGGCUAAGAGUGCCAAGGAGCGGCUGGAGGGGAACAGCUUGUUUCGGCACAAGUCGACCAACGUUUCUGCUCUUGUUCCGGUCUGGGACGGCCGCGAGGGGCGAGAUGGGAGAGACGGGAGGGAGGGGAGGGAGGGGAGAGAGGGGAGAGAUGGGUCGGCAAGAGGUGGUGGGGGAGCAAGGCCUGUUUCUCCUCUAUUGGAUGAAUCUUCUCGCUCCCGUCCGUCUAAUCGGGGAGGAAUAGGAGCUCCGCCGUCCCCCACAGCCAGUGUGAGCAGCCGAGCGGGCGGCGGCGGCCGGCGUGUUUCGGCUACUAAUGGCCUGGUCCGGCGGAAAUCUGCAGAUGUGGGGAAGCUGUUGGAGGAUUUGGGCGGCGACGGGGGGAAGGAUGCCGGGCGGGACGGGGCGGAGAGCACGAGCAGCGGCGGGCGGAAAUCGGCUGCUUCUGGCGGCUCGUCUGCUUCUCGGAGGCGGCCGAGUCGGGAUUUUGAUGACCUGGCGCGGACGGGCGGAGUUGUAUUUUCUGUGUCGGCGGGCGGCGGACUGAGUCCCCUUAAGGCGCCUAAAAUGGUGGCGCCUUGGAAGGGCGAUGAGAACGGGGAGGAGGGAGACGGAGGAGGGUUGCCGAGAAACGCAUCUCGGUCGUCCGCUGCUGGUGGUGGUGCCCGAUCCAAGGGCUCUGGUGGGCUUGCGAGAUUCAAAUCUGCUGACGUGUCGGCGAUGCUCAAGUGA
Messenger RNA from Closterium sp. NIES-65, 3726 nucleotides. The record is from the annotation of a GenBank genome assembly. Lineage: Eukaryota; Viridiplantae; Streptophyta; Zygnematophyceae; Desmidiales; Closteriaceae.